UUCGGCGCUUAUGACGGGUCCAUAAAAACGUGGCCUAAACAAACAGACCGAGCUGAAAUCGGAAGGAGGGGUAAACUAUUAUUCAUGCCCAACAGUCGCGGCCGAGGGGCUCAAAUAAGUCCAGAGAUUGAAAAUUAACAUAAUUGCGGUAUAAUAACAGGGUCGAUUCCCUUGGGGGCUGGGAGUGCGUUACCCGCCGUGGUUAAUGGGCGUGGCUCAGUCAUUCGCUUGCGGCAUGUCCACACCUGAGCAACGAUUUUGGUUGGCAGCCUUGCUGUUCCUCUUGAGUCAGCAUUCCAUAGUCCACGGAUUCGGAAUAAAUCUGAUGAAGGUUUCGGCCGAGGAUAAAGGACUGGAGGCUUGCAUCCUGGCAUUGCUGCGGAAGUAUUUCGAUUCUGGGGAUGGACUCUCCGGCUCAGUACUCUGCUUCAAUCGCAACUAUCAGUUGCCCAAUGUCGAAGAGCAGUUCCUAAGAGGCUUGAACAAUUACGAGAAGUAUCCUUGGAGCCUUGUGAUAACCAACUCCAGGGAGGGUCCUUCCACAUCGACAUCCACAUUUCAUAUGAACGAGAAGCCACAGUGCUACUUCCUCAUUGUGGAGAGCCUGGAUGAUGAGGACCUAGACGAGGUAUUCGAGCACUGGAAAGGCAUGGUCAACUGGAAUCCACUUGCCCAAUUCGUCGUCUAUUUGGGCAGUUUGGAGGAAACGGACGAGGAGAUGACCGAUCUAAUGGUGGAACUUCUACUUACAUUUAUAAACAAGAAGAUCUUCAACGUCAAUGUUAUAGGACAAAGCGAGGAAAACCAAUUUUACUACGGCAAAACUGUAUUUCCCUACCAUCCGGACAAUAAUUGUGGGAAUCGCGUGAUAUCUGUGGAAUUACUGGAUGCCUGCGAUUAUCCGAGUGAAGAAACGGAGAGCGAGGACGAAAAUGAUGAAGAGGAGGGAGAUGGCGACCAGGAGGAGCAAGAUGGAGAGCAGGAGGAGGGAGGUGAAGGCCAGGAGAGUGAUGAGGAAAAUGCAUUCCACACCGGGGAAAGUGGUGAAAAUGUUGAGGAAAAUUCAGAGACCACUACUAGUCAAGAAGUUAAUGCGAAUAAUAUAAGCACAGCAGGAACUGAAACUGUUGAAAAUAUGUCUGCAAGCCAAGAGGAAAAUGAUGAAAAUCCGGAUGGAACUAGUGUAUCUCCUGAAUCAAACUACGACAACCGAAGUGAUUCCAAUAACGAGGAAAACGCUGAUGAGCCGCCCGAAAAUCAAACAGAAGAUGAUGAACUAGAGAAUGAUUUGAGUUCCAAUUCCUCCGACCCGGUAGCCACUAUUGAGGAAUUUUUUCGGGCAAAGUUCGAGGAUAAAUUCCCCCGCGAUCUCAGUGGAUGUCCACUCACCGCAUCGUUUCGUCCAUGGGAACCAUAUAUUUUUCGCAACAGCGAGGAGCAACCCGUGGAGGACUACUACUACGGCUUACAAGGCGAUGGAGAUGACUACAACGACACAUCCCCCAGUUAUGGCGAAGCGGACGACGAGAGCUACGCUGAUCCAGAGGAGGACGGUGAUGGAGCCAUUCCGGACUCUGAAACUCAGUCUGGAAAGCUCAAGUUGAGUGGAAUCGAGUACGAAAUGGUGCAGACCAUCGCCGAACGCCUGCACGUCAGCAUCGAAAUGCAGGGUGAAAACAGCAACUUGUACCACCUGUUUCAGCAACUGAUCGAUGGUGAAAUAGAGAUGCUAAUCGGUGGCAUAGAUGAGGACCCGAGCAUCAGUCAGUUCGUUUCCAGCUCCAUUCCUUAUCACCAGGACGAACUCACAUGGUGUGUGGCCAGGGCAAAGCGCAGACACGGGUUCUUCAAUUUCGUGGCCACUUUCAAUGCGGACGCAGGAUUCCUGAUCGGCAUCUUUGUGGUCACAUGCUCUCUGGUGGUUUGGCUGGCUCAACGCGUCUCCGACUUCAAACUGCGGAGUCUCAAUGGAUAUUUCCCCAUCUGCUUGAGGGUGCUGGGAAUCUUGCUGAACCAGGCCAUUCCAGCACAGGAUUUUCCAUUUACUUUAAGGCAAUUGUUUGCGCUUUCGUUUCUAAUGGGCUUCUUCUUUAGCAAUACAUAUCAGAGCUUUCUCAUCAGCACACUGACAACUCCACGUAGUUCCUAUCAGAUCCACACUCUGCAGGAGAUCUAUAGCAAUAGAAUGACCGUGAUGGGCACCUCCGAGCAUGUCAGACACCUGAACAAGGAUGGCGAGAUCUUCAAGUACAUCCGCGAAAAGUUUCAGAUGUGCUACAAUUUAGUGGAAUGCCUCAAUGAUGCAGCGCAGAACGAAAACAUCGCCGUAGCUGUUUCCAGGCAGCACUCCUUCUACAACCCGCGAAUCCAACGAGAUCGUCUCUACUGCUUCGACCGACGGGAAUCCAUGUAUGUCUAUUUGGUCACCAUGCUACUGCCGAAGAAGUACCAUCUGCUGCACCAGAUAAACCCGGUGGUGCAGCACAUCAUCGAAUCGGGUCACAUGCAAAAGUGGGCUCGCGAUCUGGACAUGCGGCGCAUGAUCCACGAGGAGAUAACUAGGGUGCGGGAGGAUCCCUUCAAGGCUCUCACCUUUGAUCAGUUUCGCGGAGCCAUCGCCUUUUCCGGGGGGCUUUUGCUGGUUGCCAGCUGCGUAUUUGCCUUCGAGUUGUGCUACUUUAAAUUUGUUUAUCGGUCUAAAAAAAAGGAAAAGAAAUCAAAAAAUUCACGAAAAAAAGUCCAUAAUAUUAAGAUUGUACAAUGA
This is a messenger RNA of Drosophila teissieri, 2764 nucleotides long. RefSeq lists its product as uncharacterized. The record is from RefSeq and is a predicted model, not a curated record. The transcript has 4 exons. The coding region runs from base 206 to 2764 and encodes 852 amino acids. Lineage: Eukaryota; Metazoa; Arthropoda; Insecta; Diptera; Drosophilidae.